Messenger RNA from Fundulus heteroclitus (mummichog), 9555 nucleotides. RefSeq names its product neuron navigator 1. The record is from RefSeq and is a predicted model, not a curated record. Gene Ontology annotation, biological process: neurogenesis; neuron migration; nervous system development. Gene Ontology annotation, molecular function: ATP hydrolysis activity. The transcript is spliced from 33 exons. Gene Ontology annotation, cellular component: axon initial segment; microtubule cytoskeleton. NCBI's taxonomy places the organism in Eukaryota, Metazoa, Chordata, Actinopteri, Cyprinodontiformes, Fundulidae. Bases 328 to 7140 code for a protein of 2270 amino acids.
CAGAUCAUGUGAGGGUGUUUUUUUUAUAUAUACUCGUGGUUGCAGAAGUUUUACAGCUUUUGUUCAUGUGCUUGGAGCUGAAGAAAAACAGAGGAGCCACCCUGGUGUUAAUAUUGGGAUUAAUAGCUUCCUGUGUUUGGGGAAUGGUGAGGGAUUGCGAACCAAUGAGAGAGCAGUGUCAAGGAUGCAACUGUGAUCCAGGAAAAAACAGACCAUUGUUCCUGGGAAGUCGAAGAAGUGUGACCCCCUUCCACUUGCCGGCUCUCUCCCUACCCGGCCCUGCGGCACACCGAGGAACUGGGAAGCCCAUUGACAAGCAAGGUCAGAAUGAGUGGAGGAGUCAAUGUGAAGUCAGCCCCCCGUGGGCCUUCCUCAUCAGGAAUCCCUCUCCCCCGCAGCCUUGUGACCAAUUCUCCAAAAACAGAUCCCCGUCGCCAAGCUAGAGACUUGCCCAAGCCCUCAACGCAGACCCCGAAACACACCCCUACACAUACACCCAUCCACUCUCCUUCACUUCGCCCACGAAACUCUGGCAUACCUGGACCCUCUUCCAGGGAGCACCUGAAAGACGGGGGCGUGAAAAAUCAGCUCUACCAGCGGAAUCAAGUGUCACGCUCAGCCUACAGCAGCCCGGUGGUCCAACGCAGAGUACCAUCGCCACACUCCAAGGACACAAUGGAUCUUCAAAAACCUGUUCCAGCUCACAUGCCUUUAAAUGCAGUGCAUGAUGGGAACCAUAACAGAAGUGCCAUCAUUAAUAAGAACCAAGCCAACAACCUGCAUCCACCUUUUUGUUUCAGGGGAGGUGAAAACUUCAACACAACUCAGGAAAUGAGUCAAAAUAUGUCAGCAAGGGGAGGAAAUCCUCACAAAAAACAACCGAUUGAGUCUGGUAGUGUAAAAAACGGGAACAUUCGGCCCAGUACUGUUCAGUCAGGCUGCAAACACACUUUCAGGGCUAAAAGUGGCUCCACGAGCCAGUCAGAUGAGGAAAUGGGGACUCCUGAGGACAGCAGUGCAGCCUCUUCUCCUGAUCCCCUACCACUUCCACUCAUCCCAUUUACGAUGCCAGUAAUGUCCGGUGUUUAUGAACAGGAACACCACCUGUCCAAAGAAUCUACAGACACACACAGAGCCAGAGUCAACAUGGCAGCUGUGGCUCCGUUCAGCUACAGGCUGAGGAUACAGGAGAGCGAUUUCUCUCUGGAGGAACUGAGUGACUGCUCAUCCGGAUCUAUUGAAGUCUGCUGUGAUGAUCUAACAGGAGGAGGGAUGCUGGAGGCUAAUGUGGCUAACAUUAGCAUGACGGCUAAGCCCAGAGAGCUGGACCUGAGGUCUGCAACUGUCUCCUGUCAGGAUACUUCAGCCCAGCCCAUGGCCUCCAGGAAGCCACAAGCCAAGCCCUCCGCAUUACCCCAGGCACCUUCACGUCCCUCUGGGUCAGAGCUCAAGGUGUAUCGGCCCAACUCCGGAUCUAUCCCGAUUCCGAUUCCUAAUCCAUCCGGGCUCCGCAAGCAGCGAUCACUUGGCAACUUGUGUGUGCUCACUGAUGCUGAAAAGAAGCUGCACCUGUACCAAUCCCCUCAAUGGAACGAUGAUGCAAGUCGCCCUGGUGUGGGGACAAACAAACCAGGACAGACCAGGACAGGUCAAGCAGGUGGCGGGAGACCACCUCUGUCUCGGACGCUUUCAAAGUCAGAACAGUCUCUGUUUCAGGGUAAGCCUAAAUCCUUUGGCUCCCCGGCUGUAACUUCAAAUGUGGGUAAGCCAAGUCGAAUCCCGGCUCCUGGUAAACCACGGGGACCUUAUGCUGAGGUCAAGCCUAUCAGUAAGAACUCUGAAGGGAGUCCAGCUUCAGACUCUGCUGACCAACCUCUUAAAGCUAACUCCAAUGGAGUUGGGGGUGCUGGGAGCAAUGGCAAGAAACCAGGGGAGAAAGGUAAAUCUGGAGCUUCGUUAUCAGAGGAAAAGAAGGAGAAAAAGGGGACAGAUGCAGAGAAUGACAAGAGUUUUCUGAAGGUGGACCCAGAGUUAGUUGUGACCGUUCUAGGAGACCUGGAACAGCUUCUCUUCAGUCAAAUGCUGGAUCCAGAGUCCCAACGGAAAAGGACGGUGCAAAAUGUGCUGGACCUUCGUCAGAACCUGGAGGAAACCAUGACCAGCUUAAGAGGGGUUCAGAUCAGCCAUAGCUGCGUCGAGGGGACCAUCAACUACGACAGCGAUGAAGCCGCCGCCUUCUCAGUCUCCAGCUUCUCCAAUCGUUCCUCCCCUCUGUCGUGGCGCCACGGUCAAGCGAGCCCCCGUCUGCAGGCCGGCGAUGCCCCAUCCACAGGUAGCGCCCCGACAGACGUUCCCCUCCGCGUCAGCCACACCUCGCGUAUCCGCCUCAUCGAAGACUUGGAGGAUCCAUCCCUCCUGAAGGGAGAUUACCUCAGCGACAGUGAUCUUGGGGUGAAGAAUCCAAAUGAUGACUACGAGGAUGACGGCGAUGAUGAUGAUGAUGAUGAUAUUGAUGAUCUGGGGAAUGGUUGGGAUGAGAGCAGCUCCAUCAGCAGUGGCCUGAGUGACGGCUCAGACAACCUGAGCUCUGAAGAGUUCAACACCAGCCCCACUCUCAACUCCCUCCCCACCACUCCCAUCGGCUCGCGCAGGAACUCAGCCAUGGUGAUGCGCACCGAUGCAGAGAAGAGAUCUCUGGUGGAGAGUGGCCUGUCGUGGGACUCUGACGAUAGCAAGCCCGGCCGCAAGAGCCAAGGUGGCAGCGCCUUCGAUACGGGAAGCUUGAAGUCCGAGUCUGCCAACAAGUGGAAAGGAGAAAAGGGUGAGCUGAAGAAACCAAAGACCCUUGGUCAAGGAAAUGGGUUGAAGAAAGGGAGAAACCCACCUGUGGGAGUCACGUCUCCGAUCACACACACCUCCCAGAGUGGGCUGAAAGUGGCAGGUACUGUGAAGUCAGAUGGGAAGCCCAUGGAUAAGUCUCGGCUAGCAGUGAAGGCUUCAGGACUUCAGCGUUCCUCCUCAGACGCGGGUAAAGACCACCGAAAUGGCCCUGGAAGUACUGAGCAGCGGAAACCCCCAUCUGGUCUGGUCAGGCCUUCCGCUGGUGGAAACUUUGGCUUCAAGAAGCCCCAUGCGUCUAACAGUGGCAGUGCAAACAAUUCCAGUACACCCGCUGUUAGCUCUACGCCCAGCACAGCAGCCGCUGUGGGGAAGAUUCCAAAAACAUCUGGCAUUCCCGUUAAGCCAUGUGCUGGUGGUGGAGGACGUAAGACAAGUCUGGAUGUUUCAAACAGCGACCAAAGCGGCUUUCUGUCUUCGAAUGCCCGAACGUCUCUCCAGUACCGUUCCCUGCCUCGUCCAGCGAAAACAAGCACCCUGACUCUAACCCGGCCGAGCUCAGCUCGCCCAGUGAGCACCACCAUGGAUGCUGGUUCUGGGCUAACCAAGCCUUCAACGACAUCAACACAGGGCUCUAAGCUCAAGGAGCCCGGUUCAGGACUGGGUUCAGGUAAGACUGGAGGGCGGGGAAUUCCCAGUCCCAGUCCUGUCAAUCAAACUGAUAGAGAGAAGGAGAAAGAGCGAGCCAAAGCUAAAGCUGUAGUAUCAGACUCUGACUGUGGAAAUGGGCCUUUGAAGGGCAGUCCUGCUCAGACCCCUUCAGAGAAUGGAGGGAAGCUUCAUGGGUUGAGACCGCCCAGCAAUGUCAAGGGUAUGGAUCUGUCUUCACCGAGCACACAGAGGUUGUCUGGGGUACGCAGUCUGGCGAAGCCUCCAUCCAUGGCCCAACUGGACAAGCUGAACUCCAACAGCCUGGAGGUGGAAGUUCAGGAUAGUCUGCCUCCAAAGAUUCCUCCUUACUCUAAGCUUCAAGAACUUUCUAGUUCAACAGGAAUGUCAACCAGCCCCUGCCUGACCCCCACCCCUGCACCUAUACUAAAUGUGAACUCCUCAGCCUGCUUUUCCGGUUCUGGAAUUGGCCUGGGACCUAGGCAGGUCACUUCACUUGGUGUUGGAGGAAGUGAGGGUAGCACCUCUCCCUUGCUCUACCCUCGCACUUCUGGGCUGCAUCGCAGUUUGGAGUCUCUGCCCUUACAGAUGAGUCUGGCCCCAGAACCCCAGGAGCAAGAGAAAGAGAGGUUUAGGGGAACUCUGGGGAGAGGCGCCUCCACUUUAGAGACUCAAGACAAAGACAGAGAGGUGGACAAAGACCAUCCUUCAAGCUGGAGCUCUGGGAGUAAAGUCCCACUGACUCUAAAAGACAGUUCUCAGAGAGACAGAAACACACUGCCAAAGAAAGGUUUAAGUUUCAGUGGUGCCUCUCAGCCUGAGGAGGAACUAAAGGAGAAAGGAGAGCGGAGACAUUCGCAUACUGUUCACAGUAUGACCGACUCUCUCACCCUCCCACUUCUGUCCUCUCCCACCUCCCUGCCGCGCACCUCAAAGAUCAGUAUGGUACCCAGCCCUGUGGGUGGCCCCCCCAGGAUGACCCGGUCCAACAGCAUCCCGACACACGAUGCCUCCAUGGAGCUUUACAGCGCAUCGCCGCUGGGCAGCACGCUGUCAUUGGCGGAACGUCCGCGCAGCAUGGGGAUGGUUCGCUCUGGCUCCUUCAGGGACAGAGAGCCCAAUGAUGAAGUUCAUGGGUCGGUUCUCUCCCUGGCCUCAAACGCCUCGUCGAACUACUCUUCGGUGAGUGUGGGCAGCAUACAGAAUCAGGCUGAGGAAAGGAUCCAAGGGGAGCAAAUCCGCAUGUUGAGGAGAGAGCUGGAGUCGUCGCAGGAGAAGGUUUCCAAUCUGACCACACAGCUUACGGCAAAUGCAAACCUCGUGGCUGCCUUCGAGCAGAGCCUGGCGCUGAUGACAGCUCGGUUGCAGAGCCUGUCGAUAAGCCACGAACAAAAGGACUCCGAGCUGAUGGAGCUGCGGGACACGAUUGAGGCUCUGAAGUCCAGGAAUGAAGAGGCACAGGCCGUCAUCCAUGGAGCCUUAAACAGCCAAGAUAACAUGAAAGACCUCCGCAUUCAACGGCAGAACUCGUGUGAGAGCAUCUCUAGUCUGAACAGCCUGACCAGCAUGUCGAGUGUGGGCAGCUUGAAAGAUCAAGACGCAAAGAAGAAGAAAAAGAAGAGCUGGUUGAGGAGCUCCUUCAACAAGGCUUUCAGUAUCAAAAAAGGCCCCAAAACCUACUCGGAUAUCGAGGAAAUCACCACGCCUGACUCAUCAGCUCCCAACUCACCAAAGAUGGCGCAUGAAGGAGGAGAAGCGGGCGAGAACUUUCCUUCGUCUCUGAAAACGUCAGCAUCUGCCACCUCCUCUGUGAUAAUGGAAACGGUAGAAGAGGGAGACAAUGGUGAAAGAGCGGUAUCUGAGUUACGAUCAGAGCUCUGGGAGAAAGAGAGGAAGUUGACAGAUAUCCGACUGGAGGCCUUAAGUUCUGCACAUCAGCUGGAGCAGCUCAGAGAAGCCAUGAACAGCAUGCAGUCCACUGUGGAAAAUCUAAAGGCAGAAAACGACCACUUGAAAACAGGAAGUCAGCUCCCUCCCUCCGGCCCUGGUCCCACCUCCUCCACUUCUCAGCCAUCAGGCCUGGCUUCUCUCCUGGGGCCCUCAGUGAAUCCGCCAAUGAGCAUGUCCCUCACUAAAUCCUUCAGCCUGAGUCUAAAUGAUUGUAACGCUCCAGAUGCGUCUUCUUGUGACUUGCUAAGUGUGUCUUCUCAGCAUGAAGACGUCCGUGCAAAAAUACUGGUUUGCACUGGCGAUCAAACAGGGGACAAGAAACAGCGUCAGAAAUUCUACCUGGGCUCAGUGACGAUCGGUCCUCGGACUGACUGGGCCUGUCUUGACUCACUCAUUGCUAAAACCUUUCAAGACUACUUGAGUCAGGUGGACCCAACAGGGAGCCUGGGUUUGACCUGCGACUCCCUCCUCAUGUACCAACUGAACCAAGGAGUGCAGCGGGCGAUGGGAGGGGCCAAGCCCCAGACCUCGCCUCAUCAAUGCCUUGGCAAUGGUCCCACUCAGAUUUCUGUCACAUUGAAAGGUCUUAAAGAAAAAAGUGUCGACUCGCUGGUGUUUGAGACUCUGAUACCAAAGCCCAUGAUGCUGCACUACAUCAGCCUGCUGAUGAAGCACAGACGCCUGGUUCUUUCUGGACCUAGUGGGACAGGAAAAACCUAUCUGGCCCAGCAUCUGGCCCACUACCUCUUGCAGUCCAGUCGGGUCGACUCCUUGGACAGUGAGCGUGACUCGUGUGUCUUGGGUCACAGCGCUGCUGUAACCUUCAACAUGCACCGACAGUCACAGAAGGAUUUGCAGUUGUAUCUGUCAAAUCUGGCCAAUCAGAUUGACAGAGAGAGCGAAGGGGAGCUGCCUUUGGUUGUUAUCAUAGAUGAUAUCAGCGACUCAGCGGCCAUCACUGAACUCGUAAACGGAGCACUCACCUGCAAGUAUCACAAAUGUCCUUACAUAAUUGGGACAACCAAUCAACCCGUGAAGAUGACUUCUAACCACGGGCUGCACCUUAGCUUCAGGAUGGUUACGUUCUCCAACAAUGUGGAACCAGCCAAUGGGUUCCUGCUGAGGUACUUGCACCGUAAAGCUGUGGAGUCCUACCAGGAAGAGGAGCAAGAAUCGCCGCACCGCCAGGGACUGCUGCGUGUCCUCGACUGGAUCCCUCAGCUCUGGUACCACCUGCACGCCUUCUUGGAGAAACACAGCACCUCAGACUUUCUCAUAGGUCCCUGCUUCUUCCUGUCAUGCCCAGUGUCAGUAGCAGAGUUUAGGCAGUGGUUCAUUGACCUGUGGAACCACUCCAUUAUACCGUACCUCCAAGAGGGAGCCAAAGACGGCAUCAAGGUGCAUGGUGCAAAAGCAGUGUGGGAGGAUCCAGUGGAGUGGGUUAGAGGCACUCUACCCUGGCCAAAUGCACAGCAAGACCAGGCCAGGCUCUUUCACCUCCCUCCUCCCAGCAUCGGGCUGCCCAGCGAGGAGAGGAAGCCCCCCAAAGAUGCACCUCCACCCAGCACGCUGGAGUCGGACCCUCUGAUGGCCAUGUUGCUGAAACUCCAGGAGUCCGCCAACUAUAUUGAGUCUCCAGAGCGGGAAGGCAGUCUGGAUCCUAGUCUGCAGACUACCCUCUGAGCUGCUGUGAGCUAGGAUCAAAUGAGAGUUUAAAGGACUCUACUGUGAACGUUAUUGUGUGCUCAGUGAGCAGCUUCAAAGCUAUUUGUAAAGAGGGGUUAUGAACUAAGGGGUUCGCUCUGCCCUGCUUCUGGAAGACUGGGGAGACGAGCCGAUUUCAGAAAGAAAAUGUGACGAUCGAUCAUGAUUCUUCCUCUCGCCUCAGUUUGACCCAGAUGGGUUGUUGUUUAAUCUGCUAGUGCAUGGUGAAAAGAAAUGUAUGAUGCAAAAUAUUACCUGUAAUCCUUAUCAUCAAAACCCAGUUGUUCCCUUUUAUUUCUGUUUACACAACCAUAUUUUCUACAGCUACUGGUGCUCACAAGUAUUUGUUGAAGGCAGGCACUUCAUUUCAGCUGAUUAUGUUAUUGGCUCCCCCAUGAGUUGGACCAUCACUGGACAGCAGCCAAAAUGCACUUUAUUUUGUACUUGUGAAAAUGGGAUUUAAGAGAGCUUUGUCAGUGAAUGUUUCAUAAAGGAUGGGGCUGCUCCAAAAGUGCAGUUCACGGGUAAUCCUGCAGGUGGCAGAAUCUGUCAGGUCUUGCCUCAUUUUUUUGGUGUACUUUGUCUUUGCAAAGGUGCUCACCAGAUAAUGACACAUGUGAAAACACAAUUAUGAACAUAGCCUUGAAUGUUUCUCUCUAUUUUUUAUUAUUAUUUCAACUUUUAACAAUUUUGUUGCUUACUGUAGAUCAGUUUGCCGAGCUGUGAAGCUGUAAGAGGAACAUGCAUGGAUGACUAAUGACGUGACCCUGCAAAGCGACACUGGCCUCAGUUGACCAAUUUCAUAACUGCAGAAAUAAAACGCAGAUACAAUACCAGCUUGUUGAUCAAGUCUACUGUCUCUGAAUAUGCUCAUGUGCAGUGAUCGGGCCUUUCGGCUGCGCCCUUAUUCCGGGGGUAGCCGCAGCAAGUUAAUACAACUUGCACACAGAACUGGUAAAGUUUUCUACGCUGGAUGCCCUCGUGAACGGCAUUCAAACCAAGGUCCCCCCGUAUCUAAUACACGGACUUACCUCGCUACAAACUGCGAGUCGGCCCUAUGCUUGUGUUCAGUAUGUUCUGAAUUCAGAUCACUUUUAAAUUCUAAAGCUGUGCUAUGAAAAAAAAAAACGAAAGAUGCAGAUUUUGUAGGAUUUUGUACUCGAGUCACCUUCAUCCGUCGCCUCACCUACUUUAUGAAAAAACAACAUGCAUCUCAGCGUGAGAGCUACUGAAGGCAAGGUACACGGUGUUCCUGACUGUUGGCCUAUUCAUGCAUUAUCAUGCAAGGGGAAGUGUAGAAAUGGAAACAAUGCUUGAAUAGUUUCCUUCCUCUUUUCAUUUUCUCAUUAUGUUUUGAGAUUUUGUUUUUCUGAACUCAAAAGGAAGUGUCUACUCACAUUAAGUUAUGGUAUUUGAAUUAAAAGCUUUUUCUUAAUUUUUUUUUUGCACAAAUUGCUUGUUAGAAAUUAGUAAGUAACAGUAUUUAUUGCUCAUAUCUUGACUGUUAUGUGAUGAAGGGAGGUGGUGGAGGAGGAGGAGGAGGAGGAAGCUGCUGAUAAUGAAGAACUCUGUGCACCCCACCCUGACUCUGAUGUACCUCAGACUGCCAUAUUCUGUCCAGACGUUCCUUUGCUUUCCUUUGAAGGUGUAAACGUAAAGACAUGAUGCCUAAGUCUAUCCGUGCCUGAAACACAGUUUGGCCUACAGCUGCUCUCGAGCUGCUUGCCACCUGGAGGCCUCGAUUUGGAGGAAACAUCCUCUUACCUAUGAUGUCACUUUAACGUGGUGACCUGGUGUUUGGGUGCUGAAUGGCUUAUCGAUCUGGACCUUUGGCCGGCGGAUGAACUGUUAGUGAACAUGAUACAUGUCAGCGUAAGAGAAUGUCUGUCACAACUGGGCUGUGUGUGUUGAGAUUGUCUUAAUCUCGAGACUUGGUGACUUGUGGCAAGCAGUGAGAUGUGAGAAAAUUCUUUUCAUUCAUUGGACCUACCACACUUUAAUCGUAUCAGAGCAAAGAUUUUUAAUAACUGGAUAUCUUCCUCUUUUUGCAUUUUCGUAAGAACAGAAUUUUGUUUUUCUUUGAGUGCUUUUCUUAUGAUAUUUGUAAAGUUUUCUUUCUCUUUUGUACAUGAAUUACAUCACUAUUGUAAACACUGUACAUAGCCACUGCAUCUGCGAUAACAAUCACUGAAGCGAAAAGAGAUCAAAAAUGAGCUUUGCCUGUUGAUGCAGAAAAUGAGCGUCCUCUGGUUUGUAUUGUCUUCCUCCUGCAGGAAGGAGCACUUGGAAUAAAAGUGGACUUCAUGAAAUGCCAUGUCUCUAUAAUCCAAUCAGAUUCCAUACUUCUAACUUUAAGCACUGGACAUAAUAAAGUCAUGUCAUUUUUCACACCAA